AUGCCGACGAGGUGGUUGUCCAUUCGCAAACGGAAUCCCCUUCUUUACCACGAGUCGACUGCCGAACCGACUGCAAAGCAACAGGAAUUUGAUUUUGCCUUUGGGGAGUCACCUUCAGCUGGCCAGAGUGCUUCAGGCAGGAUCGGGCCCAGGCUGGUCCAGCUUCGUCCAACGACAUCCAGUGGCCCGACAGGAAAGCGGAAACUGCGUGUCGAGGUCCCCUCGAUCCGACCGCGGACAUCGGAGAAUCACAAGCCCUCGCCUCUACAGAACGUGAAUGGUGUAUCGAAAUCAGAAGACAGCUUGAUAGGCCUGGCUUUCGGCAGCCCGAGCCAUCCUCCAGCGUCUUUCUGCAUCCCUGCCGAGGGUGGUGUGACCGGCCAGAACCCUUUUCUCCGCCAGCACCCAGAAACUCCAGGCAACAUCGUCCAGAUGUCCUCGAAGAGAUGGAGGAAGCUAGGGACGUUGUUCAAAUCCCGACAGGCCGCUGCCAGACGAGACGACGUCCCGUCUGGCCCGACGAUAGGCCUUCCGACCGGCUUCGUGGUCCUGGAUAGGGACACACUGGCCGAGACACCCAGAUUUGAAGGAGAUCAACUGCGGACGACACAACUGGAGCAUCCGAGGCGUGAAGCACCGCCACCACCCAUCAAAAAAGAUCAAGAGUCUUCGACUUUCCGAACGACGGAAUUGGUCAUCCAGAAGCACGAAGAUGACUCAAUAUCGAGACCGUCGACUGCGACCGCGACCGAUGCUGGGUCCACGGGGGAGCCGUAUAUACGUCCGCCUUUACCGAAGCUUGAGUUGGAUAUACCAUUCAAUCUCCCCGCAGCUAAACGCUCUUCCUCACUGCUCGCGAGACGAAGUAAGGCGCUGGAUAGUCUUAAAUCCUUUGACGACAGUCGGCCUACAACUGAAGGCAACAACAACCACGAAAACAGCCACCACCGAAAUCCUGAAUCGGAGCCUUCCACACCGCUGAUCCCACCGAGACGACUCACGACACCAACCAUGACCAGGUCGCCGGCAACAAGCAAAUACUCGCUGUUUCCAACCACCUCUCCUGCGCCGGUCAAAAUCCACGGCCGAGGGCCCAGCUCAGAUCGGGACAACCUGCCACCGCCGAUCCAAUUAAGACGAUCAGCUACGUCCCCCGCCCGUUUGUCUCCUAUGCAAGACAAUUUCUCCUCCGUCCCAAAGCCAGAACCACUCAAUCCGAACAAGAUCGUGUCUUUGAACGAUCAAACGGUCCACAGCCCAGAGGACAACACGGCGUCGACAGAUCGUGAGGCGCCUUGGAGCUCUGCUCACUCUUUCCAAUCUUCGGUGUCCUCCGCCACCACAGUGGACGAAAUCUUUUUUGAUAUCAAGUCAUUCCGAGAUUCCAAGGGCAUUGAAGACGGCCAAUUCGUCAUGACCAGGCCUGAUUCGGUUCAGGUAGAGCUGGCUCGAACGCGGUCGAAACGAGUACCGGCCCCCAGCCAUUUGCGGCAUGUGGAAGCUUCAUCAGGGGGCGCAGCUGAUGUCUCGGAGCGAACCACUCCAGUCCCACCAGAGCCGCCGGCAGCGUCUACUGGUGCUCGUUCUGCAUGGACGACGAAGCACACCUCAGUCAACACUGCCUACUUCGAUGAGGCGAUUGCUGCCGUGGAGAGACUCACCGCACCCACGGGCAAUGCUGCUUCGCCCGUUGAAAAGGUUCCUAGCAUCCCCGCCGUUACGAUUGCGAACCACGACGAAAAAUUGCAUCAAUCGACUCCAAUCGUUACUGUGCAGCAUCCUCAUCCGUCUGAGCAUCAGUCACGGCUAGCCGGCAUGACUCACGAAGAAGUCAGCCACCUGAUCCCUUCACCAGUGGCUGAAGUGAAGGAAGAUGACUCUCCCAGACCCAAUACGUCGCCUGUGAAGGUUGUGAACACGCCAUCGGUUCUGCCACCACAAGUGACCAAGGGUGUAUCUCCUCGUGUGGCCGCAGUCAAGCGCGUGGACCGUCCCAUCGAUGACUCGCCCACAAUCCCUCAGGGUCCUCCCAGCCCGCGGAGACCAGCAAAAGCGACACCAACGGCGCCAUCGAACGACAAGCCGCCUCCGGUCCCGAAAAAGGACGCCAAGUUUAUUCCUCUCUCGAAGUACGCCGCAAAGAGCACUGUGACGGCCAUCGAGCAACGGUCGGGUGUGACACCCACGAGGCCUGUGCGUGCCAACACGGAAGAUCUGACUGUGCGCUCGGCGGCGCCUCGGGUCUCGAAAGAUCGAUCUGCGACGUUGCCGUCGUCGUUAAAGCCUCAUUCUCACGACUUGGUGCAGAAUUCCUCACUGCGCGGCUUAGAAAAAGCCAUUCCACCUCGAUCCAACCCCGUGGCUUCGCAUCCGGUGGCUGCAGAGGUCGCUGUUGCGCGAACUGUUUCGCUGUCCCGCAAGCAAUCUGCCCGCAUUCACGUCCCCGGCCCCCGACUUGCAGCACGGCGUGCCGAAGCCCAAGCCCAGGCUCAAUCCCAAGCUCAACCUUCGUCGCAAUCUCAUCUCAAACCCGGUUCUGCGCCGCAAAAGCAUGGACGCAACCCAUCGAGCACGUCCCAGAGAUCGAACAGAUCACAGCGCUCCUUCCUGGGCGGCGGCCACCGGCACAAACGCACGGCGUCUUCUGCUAAAUCAGCCUCUCGCGCCUCCAAAGACUUGUCUUCCAACAAGAAUGCUCUGAAAGUCACCAAGCCGCAGGCGGACGGUAAAACCGGGUCGACUUUCGGCAAGUUCCUGUGGAGUAAGGAGUCCGAGAAGCAGCUCAUCAAGGAGGCGCGUAAGUGGGAGAUCCUCGAGAAGAAGAGCUACAGUCCCGUGGUGGUGCAGGCGGAGAGAGGACAUCGGCCUGGUGUCAGUCUCGGGUUGGUGGUGGAGAGCGUUUGA
Fonsecaea erecta is the source of this 2904-nucleotide messenger RNA. RefSeq lists its product as hypothetical. The record is from RefSeq and is a predicted model, not a curated record. The coding region runs from base 1 to 2904 and encodes 967 amino acids. The transcript has a single exon. NCBI's taxonomy places the organism in Eukaryota, Fungi, Ascomycota, Eurotiomycetes, Chaetothyriales, Herpotrichiellaceae.